Molecule: messenger RNA, 1435 nt
Organism: Paramecium pentaurelia
Lineage: Eukaryota; Ciliophora; Oligohymenophorea; Peniculida; Parameciidae
Source: the annotation of a GenBank genome assembly
AUGAAUAACUAAACUAAUCUCACUUUAUAGGUUUACAGUAAAAAUAUAUUUUUUGAUCACCCCUAUGAAUUAACAUAUAUCGGAGAUAAAAUUUUAUUUUAUAAGGUAUGAUAAUCACAUUCUUAUAUAUAAAGCUAAUGCAAGGAGUUUAUAUAUUCAGAUUUCAACUUUUGAUAAGAAUAAUCACUCAAAUUAAGUGGAUAAUCAAAAUUGAAGAUAGUUUACCUAAAUUUAUUGGAUUCACAAUAAAAAUUAAGAAAAAAUCUAAAAAUUUCAUUUGUAAAGAUGUUGAUGGACUUAAAAAGUAUAUUAUUUCAAGAAUUGAAUUUUAGAUUAAAGAAUUUGCUUAGUUGUAGAUGUAGUUUUACUAAUUUUGAUGAAUUAUAUAAUGUAAAAAGUGAGAUAAGUAAAGGGUCUUCAGGAAAUGUGAAAAAAAUUUAAUGUAAAUCAACUGGUAAUGAAUUAGCUGUUAAAUAUAUAAACAAAAAGGAUUUAACACCUUUAAAUUAUGUAAAAUAAUAUAUACAAACUUAAGUCAAUCUUAGAAUAAGAAAUAGCAUUGAUGAAUAUAGUCAAAGGAUAUGAUUAUUUUGUGAAAAUUCAAGAUUUAUAUUAGGAUGAUUAAUAUUAUUUAAUCAUUAUGAAAUAUUUGGAAGGAUAUUCAUUAUCUCAUUAUCUGGAAAAUAAUAAAAAAAUGAAUAAAACAUUCUCAUUGUUUUAAAUAUUCUCUAUAAUGAAACGGCUAUUUGAAGCAUUAAUUAAAUUAUCUUAAUUGGAAGUAAAUAUAAAUUUAUAUAUAGAUUAUACAUAGAGAUAUUAAACCAUAAAAUUUAGUUUUAGCUGAAGAAGAUGAUUUCAAUUCUCUCACUAUAAUUGAUUUUGGAUUUGCAACCUUUACCAAUAUUAACAGAUAUCUUUUGUAUAAAUGUGGAACACCUGGAUAUGCAGCACCAGAAGUGCUUAAUUCUCAAUGCACUUAUUAUUCAUUUAGUUGUGAUGUUUUUAGUAGUGGUUGUCUGCUUUAUCAAUUGUAAUUAAAUUAUUGAUUAUUUUAGAUUAUUUAAUGAAUUACCUUUUAAAGGUGAUACAGUGGAAUAGCUAAUACACAACAAUAGAAUUUGUUAAAUAAAUUUUUAAAAACAAAAAUCUAAUAUUUUUUCAGCUAGUAUUAUUGUAAGAUAUUUAUGUAUUAUUAUAGAAUCUUUUAAAAUCUCUAUUAGAAAAAAAUAUAUCUGACAGAAUCUCUUUGAAUGAUGCUUAUGAAUAAGUUUCAACUUUGUAUAAUCUCUAUAAGCAAAGAUGUGAAACUGAAGAUUGUCAUGAUUCAUCUCCACUUGUUAAUAGAUUACCUAAUUUUGAUUUCUAAAUUGGAAGAAUAUUUGAGUAAAGUUCAAUAAUAAAUAGAGAUCAAAUUAAAGAAUUUGUUUUAAGUUGA